AUGUCGACGGCUGCAGUCAAGCUGCAAUUCGAGCAGUCGACCACCGACGCGCUCGAAGCGUGGCAGCAGUCCAUUCGAGACACCGCCAUCAACAUCAUCCAAAAGACGCUUCCCGAGAAGAUCCUCUCGCUCAAUGCCAAGAUAGCCGAAGUGGAGAGCAACAAGGAGCAUCUCUUUUCAAAGUCUCGCUACUUUGAACCUGAUUCGAUCGGGAUCGAUACGAAUGUCUAUCCAUCAACAUCUUCCUCUUCGCACGAUGACGGCUCGAGCAGCAAGAAGCGCAAGACAGUCGACUCUUCCACAUCCGUCAAGGGUGAUUCCUCCUCCUCCUCCUCCGACGCAGCACACGUAUACACUGGCAUCCUCCACACACCUUCCUUCCUCGUCACUGCAUUCACCGACCUGCGCUCUGAAUGGGACGAACUCAUCGAACUCAUGGACUCGCUCAAGAUGUACAUCAACCUCCAAAUGCCCCAGAUCGAAGACGGCGACACCUUCGGCGUCUCCAUCCAAGAAGAAGCGCUCAACGAGAUCGUCAGAACUCAAGAUUCCGCCUACAACCUCAUCGCCACCCCCUUCACCUACCACUCGUCCAGAGGCGACCUCGCCGCCAAGCUGGUCAGGUUUCCAGGUGUCGAGGACUACAAAAAGGCCAUCGAGGAACACGAUAGGAAGACGGUGUACAGGUUGAAGAUGCACCUGACCGAUAUGCGGAACAUGUACGCGGUGGUGUGGGAUGUUGUAAGGAAGAAUAUUGGCAAGAUAAGUAAGCCGAAGAGUGGCAACCAGAUGGGUAGCUAUGGGUAA
Messenger RNA from Pseudozyma hubeiensis SY62, 807 nucleotides. RefSeq names its product proteasome activator. The coding region runs from base 1 to 807 and encodes 268 amino acids. The record is from RefSeq and is a predicted model, not a curated record. Gene Ontology annotation, cellular component: cytoplasm; proteasome activator complex; nucleoplasm. Gene Ontology annotation, molecular function: endopeptidase activator activity. The transcript has a single exon. Gene Ontology annotation, biological process: regulation of proteasomal protein catabolic process; regulation of G1/S transition of mitotic cell cycle; positive regulation of endopeptidase activity. Lineage: Eukaryota; Fungi; Basidiomycota; Ustilaginomycetes; Ustilaginales; Ustilaginaceae.